AUAGAUCCGAAAAUUUUCCCAAUAUACCUCAUCAACAGGGGGUGAAAAAAGGAAAAGAAAAAAAGAGGAAGAAGAAGAGAGAGGAAUUUAAUCGAAUUCGAAUAUUUUCGAGAUUUCACUUUUUGAUUUUCCACAAAAACUUAUCUCCUCUUCUUCCUCUUCACUAGAUUCCCAGAAGAAAGAAAAGGGGAAACGUUUUUGUUUCUGCUGUUUAUGUUUUUUUUUUUUUUCAGUUUUUUCAGUUUUGCUCUUCUCUGUCCUCGAUCAUUGUCUCAUUCUCUGCUCAGAAUCACACGCUUUUGUGUCUCUGGGCGAUUUUCUACUGGGUUUUUAUUUUGUUUUUCUGGGUUUGAGGGGGGUUUUCUCUGAUUCGUGCUUGAAAAUUCAGCAAAUUGUGUCUGGGUUUUGAUUUGUUUGUCAAGUAAAGUAAUCGGGUUUACGAAAUAUCUGUGCCACCCAUGCCAGAUAAUCGGCAGGUUCAGAGCAAUGCUGUGUCCAAUCAAUCUACUGAUAAUAUUGAAGAAGCAUUUUGGCGGAUAAAAAUUCAUGAUAAUCAAGAAGGUGGUGGUGGGGCUCAUUUGGGUCCAUACCCAGAUCGCCCUGGUGAACCUGACUGCUUGUAUUAUUUAAGGACUGGAUCAUGUGGCUAUGGAAGUAAUUGUCGGUUCAAUCAUCCUGCUUAUGCUGCACAGGGUGCUCAAUAUUAUAGAGAUGAACUGCCAGAAAGAGUUGGCCAACCUGACUGCGGGUAUUUUUUGAAGACAGGAACCUGCAAGUAUGGACCAACAUGUAAAUAUCACCACCCAAAGGACAGGAAUGGUGCUGGACCAGUCUCAUUCAACAUUUUAGGUCUUCCAAUGCGUCAGGAUGAAAGAUCAUGUCCUUAUUACAUGCGGACUGGAUCAUGUAAAUUUGGAGUUGCAUGCAAAUUCAAUCAUCCACAACCUGCAUCACUUGGAACUGGCAUACCAGUAACUGGACCUGCUACCUACGGAUCUGUUGGGCCAGCAAUUUUACCUUCAUCGGGUUUGCCUUAUGUUGGUGGUUUUCCAACAUGGUCAUUACCAAGGGCACCAUACAUAACUGGUCCGCGGUUACAGGGUCCACCUGUUUACAUGCCUGUUGUGGUUUCUCCUUCUCAGGGAAUUUUACCUACACAAGGCUGGAAUACUUAUUUGGGAAAUGCUAAUCCUUUAUCUUCUACCAACAUCAUUGGAGCCAGUUUAUACAAUUCCAAAAAUCAAGGUGACUCAAGUUCCAGCACACAGAUGCACAUGAUGCCAACAUUCAGUCCAAGUUUCCCUGAGAGACCUGAUCAGCCAGAAUGCCGGUAUUAUAUGAAUACUGGGACAUGCAAGUAUGGGUCUGAUUGCAAGUUCCAUCACCCAAAAGAAAGGAUUGCACAAUCGGCAAUGAGUUCCAUAGGUCCACUUGGGCUUCCAUCCAGGCCUGGACAAGCUGUGUGUACAAACUACAUUAUGUAUGGACUUUGCAAGUUUGGCCCAACCUGCAGAUUUGAUCAUCCUUUUGUGGGCUAUUCUUACAAUUAUGGGUUGAGCCUGCAUCCUCCCUCUGUUCUCGAUUCAUCUGUGUUAGCCUAUCCAAGGACACCUCCAACAGCUCAUUCAUCUGAAACUUCUUCCAUGUCGUCAAAGGUCCCUGAUUGGACUAGGAGUCCUGAUGGUAGCAACAAACAUCAGAAUUCAGAGGCAAAGAAGUCAAUUAGUCCACCAGAACGGGCUGAUUCACCACCAAGUUCCUUGCAGAGUUCUGCAGAACCAUCCCAUGAGCAGUCCGGUUAAACCACUCCUAUUUAAUGACUUUUAGUUUUUCUCUUGUUACCUGGUACCUUUUUGAGGAGAUUUUAUGUGUACCUUCUGGGCCCCCCUUUUCACCUGUGGUUCUGCAAAGUGGUAUAGGUUGGUUUGGAAAUUGCUGAGCAAAUUAACUUUUGGGGGGGGGUCUGGAUGGCAUUUUUUGUGGUGAAUAAAAUGCAGGUGAAAAAAUUUGUAACACUUAUUUUCCCUUUUUAUAUUUUCUUUCACAUAUGAUAUCCAUUUCUGCUGAUGGGAAUUUGAUA
Carica papaya (papaya) is the source of this 2080-nucleotide messenger RNA. Its product is annotated as zinc finger CCCH domain-containing protein 3. NCBI's taxonomy places the organism in Eukaryota, Viridiplantae, Streptophyta, Magnoliopsida, Brassicales, Caricaceae. Gene Ontology annotation, molecular function: metal ion binding; mRNA binding. The record is from RefSeq and is a predicted model, not a curated record.